ACCUGGAGGAAGCCAGACAGAAACUUCUACCAGUCUGGAAAGAGGAAGCAAAAGGAAAACAAAAGGAAAGCCAGAGGAACGGAGAAAGAAAAGGAGCUUGCGCUUGGAUUGCCCCUUCUCAAACACGAGGCAGCUGUUUUCAGUCAGAGUGGAUUUGAUAUAUAAUCUGGAAACGUUUACAGAUCCUUCAGUUUGUUUCUCUGCCUUUUGGCAUGACAAAGGUGUGAGUCAGAGAAGUGGGACGGUCAGAGCACUGGGAGGAGCUGCAGUGGUCUCCGUGUAUGGACUCCAACUCUGUUCAUAUGGUAAAAAAGGGUCACAUGGGGCAAUAGUCUUGGGAGCCGUGGGGUUGAGGGAGGAGGAGGGAGGGAAGGGAAAAAGGAGAGAGUAAAGAAUAUACAUGCUGCAGGACUUUGGCCUGCCUCAUGCACAGGAGGCAGCGGCACUUCCCCCCUGAGCUUAGAGGACACUGGAUCUCAUAACAAAGAGGAAUGGAACCAAAGAUUCAGAGCGAGUGCCAUGUUGAGGUCAAGCCAAAGCUCUAACUGCCUUGAUUUCACUUGCUAUGGAUGGUUUUUUUUGUGUUUUUUUGUCUCUUCCCUGUGGUGGUUAAAGUGGCACAACACAAAGUGCCUUCCCUGGACAACCUCUUUCAAACUAUCUUCCAGACAACUGAGUAGUCAAGAUGCCCACCAACUUCACCGUAGUGCCCGUGGAGGAUGCAGAGGGCAGCAGCGGCGGCAACAGCAGCAGCAGCGCGGCGGCGGCGGCUGGAGGCAGCAGACCUGUCAGUUUGGGAAAAAUCUUCAGAGCGGAAGAAGAUGACGACAACUCACAAGGACCUCACUCAGGACAUGACAGUCAGAGAGAGUCCAUUCCCUUCAUCAACACAGACGAUGACAGAGAACAUUAUUAUGAAGGCAAGAACAUGGCCUUGUUUGAGGAGGAAAUGGACAGUAACCCGAUGGUGUCAUCUCUCCUCAACAAGCUGGCCAACUACACCAACCUGACCCAGGGCGUUCGAGAGCACGAGGAGGCCGAGUACGAGGAUGGGGUCAGGAGGGUCGCUGUCGUGGUGCCCCAGAUGGGAACCUUCAUCGGCGUCUACCUGCCCUGCAUGCAGAACAUCCUGGGCGUGAUCCUCUUCCUGCGUCUCACCUGGAUCGUGGGCACAGCGGGAAUCCUGGGCUCCUUCGCCAUCGUCUCCAUGUGCUGCAUCUGCACCUUGCUCACAGCCAUAUCAAUGAGUGCCAUAGCAACCAACGGAGUGGUCCCAGCCGGCGGCUCGUACUACAUGAUCUCCAGAUCUCUGGGGCCCGAGUUUGGAGGAGCGGUGGGUCUCUGUUUCUACCUGGGAACCACCUUCGCUGGAUCCAUGUACAUACUGGGCACCAUAGAGAUUCUGCUGAUCUACAUCGCUCCGAAGGCACCGAUGCUUGAAGAACUGUCCAACAAUAUGCGCGUCUAUGGCACAUGCUGCCUGCUCCUGAUGGCUCUGGUAGUGUUUGUAGGGGUGAAGUAUGUGAACAAACUGUCUCUGGUGUUUCUGGCCUGGGUGGUUCUCUCGAUCUUGGCCACUUACGCAGGAGUCAUCAAGACGAUCAUUGAACCACCAGAGAUUAACGCCUGUCUGUUGGGGAACCGAUCUCUGAAGAACUACUUGUUUAAGACGUGCGCCAAGACGGUGGUUGUGCAAAACGUCACGGCGUUCACGGAGCUGUGGAGCAUCUUCUGUGAAAGCGACUAUUCCAACGCGACCUGUGAUGAAUACUUCACCCUCAACAACCUGACGGAGAUACAGGCCAUACCUGGGCUCCUGAGUGGAGUUAUCAAUGACAACCUGUGGGGCGAAUAUGGUCCAGCUAAUACCAACAUAGAGAAGAAAAGCCAGCCUUCAGUGCAAGCCCAGGACUCGUCCGGGGACAUGUCCAUGCCUUACGUCUCCAAUGACAUCGCCACCUACUUCACUCUGCUGGUGGGAAUAUACUUCCCCUCCGUCACAGGUAUCAUGGCCGGUUCCAAUAGGUCUGGUGAUCUCAGAGACGCCCAGAGGUCCAUCCCAAUAGGAACCAUAAUGGCCAUUCUCACCACCUCGUUCAUCUACAUCUCCUUUGUGGUCUUGUUUGGAGCCUGUAUUGAAGGAGUGGUGCUGAGAGACAAGUUUGGUUACUCCGUGAAUAAGACCCCGGUGAUUGGCAUUCUGGCCUGGCCGUCGCCCUGGGUGAUUGUGAUUGGCGCGUUUUUCUCCUGCUGCGGGGCGGGGCUUCAGAGCCUCACUGGCGCCCCCCGGCUGUUGCAGGCCAUCGCUCGGGAUGGCAUCAUUCCGUUCUUGCAGGUGUUCGGUCAUGGGAAGGCUAACGGGGAGCCCACCUGGGCUCUGUUGCUGACAGUGGGGAUCUGUGAGAUAGGGAUCCUCAUUGCUUCUCUGGAUGCCGUGGCCCCCAUCCUCUCCAUGUUUUUCCUCAUGUGCUAUCUGUUUGUUAACCUGGCCUGUGCUGUCCAGACUUUGCUCCGCACCCCCAACUGGAGACCUCGCUUCAAGUUCUAUCACUGGACCCUGUCCUUCUUAGGGAUGAGCCUGUGUCUCUCUCUCAUGUUCAUCUCCUCCUGGUACUACGCCCUGGUCGCCAUGGUGAUAGCCGGUUGUCUCUACAAGUACAUUGAGUACAGAGGGGCAGUGAAGGAAUGGGGGGAUGGGAUCAGAGGUCUGUCCCUGAAUGCAGCACGCUACGCUCUCAUCCGCCUGGAGGAAGUGCCGCUCCACACCAAAAACUGGAGGCCUCAGCUGCUGGUGUUGUGUAAGUUGGACUCCGACCUGGGGGUGAAGCACCCUCGCCUCCUGUCAUUCACGACGCAGCUCAAAGCGGGGAAGGGACUGACCAUCGUCAGCUCGGUCCUGGAGGGAACCUUCAUGACCCGGGGGAACGAAGCCAAGACGGGAGAGAAGAACUUGAAAGCGGCCAUGGCGGCAGAGAAGAUGAAGGGUUUCUCCCACGUGGUGGUGUCCUCCAACCUGCGAGACGGCUUCUCCCUGCUCAUCCAGUCAGCGGGAUUGGGAGGUAUGAAACACAAUGCCGUCCUGAUGGCCUGGCCGGCCGGCUGGAGUGAGCACCGGGACGCCUCCGCGAGGAGGAACUUCAUAGAAACGGUGAGAGAGACGACGGCGGCCCAUCAGGCUCUGCUGGUUGCCAAGAACAUCGACCAUUUCCCUGGCAACCAGGAUCGUCUGAAGGAGGGAACCAUCGACGUGUGGUGGAUCGUACACGAUGGUGGACUGCUCAUGCUGCUGCCGUUUCUACUUAGUCAACACAAGGUGUGGAGGAAAUGUAAAAUGCGAAUCUUCACGGUGGCCCAUAUGGAGGACAACUCCAUCCAGAUGAAGAAAGACCUCCAGAUGUUUCUCUACCACCUACGUCUGGAUGCUGUGGUGGAGGUGGUGGAAAUGCAUGAAAGCGACAUCUCAGCCUUCACCUAUGAGAAGACCCUGGUGAUGGAGCAGAGGUCUCAACUGCUCAAACAGAUGCAGCUGUCCCGCACCGAGAGGGAGAGAGAGGCCCAGCUGAUCCACGAUCGGAAUACCGCGUCUCAUUCCGCAACAAAUGACCGAGAUGCAGGCGCCCCGCCGGAUCGCGUCCACAUGACCUGGACCAAAGACAAACUGGUCAACGAGAGGAACAGACACAGAGAAGGCAUGGGGGUUAAAGACAUCUUCAACAUGAGGCCCAACCAGUCCAACGUGCGGAGAAUGCACACAGCUGUGAAGCUGAACGAGGUGGUGCUCAAGAAGUCCUGCGACUCGCAGCUGGUCUUGCUCAACAUGCCGGGCCCGCCGAAGAACAAGAAAGGGGACAGCAAUUAUAUGGAGUUCCUGGAGGUCCUGAUGGAGGGCCUGGACCGCGUCCUGUUGGUUCGUGGAGGGGGUCGGGAGGUCAUCACCAUCUACUCAUAGCACCAAGAGGUUCCGAAUCCUUUUGGAUGUAAACACUGUUGGGCAGUGGAACCCCAGAGGACAGGGUGUUGGCGGAGGGAGAAGGCCGGACUUUGAGAUGCAUGAUGGGCAAAGAUGUUGGACAGAGGAAGUACAGUACACUGCCUCUCACUCUGUCGGGGGGUUGAGGGGAAAGGAGGCCCGUGAUCUACCUGCAGCACAGCCUGAGCUCAGUGCAGUGUCCGGGGCAACAGAGGGCUCUCUGCACCCCUUCGUCCUGGGGCUCGUCCUCUGACUCUAUACACUGUAAAAUGACUACUGUGUGGUUGCACUGCGGAGAUGUUCUUUCCUCAGGAGAAGUGUGUUUUCCUUUUAAGCAUUCCACUGAUUGUUGUAGCUGCUUACAGGCUCAUCGGCUCCAACGAAGGUUGCAAACGUAGUGCCUUUUUAUUUAUCUCAGUACCGUUGAUGGAACCUUUCAUCGAUGUAUGACAAGAGCCGACUUUCCAGUUGGUCAUGUUUUUAAGCCAUUAUAUUCGGUGCGUUUGCCUCAUGUCACUGCAUCAGAAGCCAAAAUGCCAUUGAUCACUAUGAGAACAGUUCAAGGGCAAACUUGAUUGAUUGUAAUCCGUAGAUUGUCUUUGACAUUGCUUAAGGAGCAGGUGAGAAUGCAAGGGGAGGGAUUUUAGUGCAUUUUUAGUUGAGUUAACAAUGUAUCUGACUGUAUUGUUUGUUUUGGUGCAGAAUGUUAAGGCGUGUGCGUGAGUACACAGGGUUAAAGAAACGGAGCAACGUAGAGCCUAUAUUUCAUUGAAUAUUGCUAUUGUUUUUAAGUACAAUGUGUUGGUUCAACAAAAAAAAAAAAAAAAAAGAAUGUCCAGAAAUCUGACGAGGGAAGAGAGGAUUGCGGCCGCUAAUGGCGCCAUCACUUCAAUCACUUGCAACCGCAGAUAGCGGUUUGAUUCACAAACAAUAUGCUGAUGAUAUCACAGCUCAAACACACCCAUAAAGUGUUGCAGUUGAGUUCUAUUAGCCCUUUCAUUGCAUCUGAUUGCAAUUAUCCAUUUGGCAAAGUGUAAAUGUAUAUAGAUUUGCGGCAAUUAACUCUGCAGGCGGAACAAUGACAGAGAGACAAAUUAAAUGUUCAGGCGGCGAGCGAGAGGACCGGACCGCCGAGGGCCAGAGGCAGUCCUCUGAACCUGAGGUGGGGAAUUUAUACCCUCAUUUGGGAUAUAAUGCACAUCUUCAGGCUGUAAAAGAAGAUGGCGUUAUGCGUCAGUGGAAAGUCUGGAUGUGACAACUCUUGUAAAUGCGCUUCAUAUGCUGCCAACUCUCUGAGGUCGCUAAUAAUUUCACUUUAACUGCGAAUAUGACGUAUGUUUGCAGGCCAACCCCCCCGGAAGCUUCACACUGAUCCCUGAAUAAAUAGCCAAUGGGAAUUAUUUCCAUUGGAAAUUCAGAUUUUUGCAGAAUAGUUUGUUGAAGUUUACGAUACAGACUUUUUAGUUCGGCAAGAUAAUCUUCCCAAAUGAGUACCACUUUGUUGAUUUCUGUGCCCAAAUGUAUGCAUAUUACUUAAUUUAAAAAUGUGAACGUAGCACUGAUCCGCUAUUUGCUCGACAGCGCAGUAAGGGGUGGAUUUGAGAAGUUGAUAUUUUCUUAUUUGUGCAGGUUUAGCGGCCGCAAAAGCUGCGGAAUCCCUUCGUGAAUUCACCCCUCGAGUCUUUAGUCGAGUUGUUUUUCGUACCUUUCCGGUGUCCCCGUAGAGGGACGGCAUCAACAAAAGUCCUCGAUGCUUUGGCGCCGAGAAGUCUGCUGCUUUUAAAUACGUCUUCUGGGUGAUAUCCUGACACAGUACUGGAAUAUAAACUGAAAUGGAGACUGCAAAGCGAACUUCCUCUAACUAGGAAGCUGGGUUUUCCACCAUAUAAUGAGAUUCUGUACUCUGCCGUUAACAGCAUCAACAACAAAUCCUGACAACGGAUUAUACACUGUGUUCAUCUCUAUCUGUACAUAAGGCACCAUUUGUGCAUGUAAACAAUUGAGUCUGUUUAUUCAGACAAACUCCCAUAACAUGGCAUGAAAGAUGCAGACACACGCAUUAAAGAGGCGUGAAAACGUCAAAGCAGGAAGUUGGGAGACAAAGGAAAUGAAGCUGGAUGAGUGUUUGGUCAGAUUUAGAUCACUGUGAUUAUUAUUAUUAGAAUGUUUCAAUUCAAUUAAGUUUAUUUAGUUUAGCCCCAAAUCACAAAUGACUAAUCUGCCUCAGAGGGCUUUACAAUCUGUACACAUACAACAUCCCUGUCCCAGGACCUCACAUCGGAUCAGGGAAAACUCCCCAAAAAAACGAUGAAUCAUUCAUCCUGGUAACUGAGACGUAAUGCAUCAAAACCUGAAUCCAAUUUAUUUUUCUUUCUAUAUUUGUAUCAAUCAUUAAAAUUCACUGAUUUCCUUAUGUGACAUAUAUCA
Molecule: messenger RNA, 6397 nt
Organism: Cyclopterus lumpus (lumpfish)
Lineage: Eukaryota; Metazoa; Chordata; Actinopteri; Perciformes; Cyclopteridae
Product: solute carrier family 12 member 7-like
Exons: 25
Coding region: 686-3949 (1087 amino acids)
Biological process (GO): chloride ion homeostasis; chloride transmembrane transport; potassium ion homeostasis
Cellular component (GO): membrane
Molecular function (GO): potassium:chloride symporter activity
Source: RefSeq, a predicted model, not a curated record